CCGCCACCAAUCCCACUUUAUCCCACCGCAGUGGCCUAGGUUGUGACGCCGUGUGAGGUCGUAGGUUGCCGUUGGGUUUUGAACUUGUGCCUGUACGACCGGAUCCAAGCCUGCUUGUGCUGGUUAGGUCUCAUCUCCAAGAGCGAAUGCACAGUUAACGUCUCCACGAUGACUUCCAGGUCCAAGGAGAAGAUGGCAGCAGCGUUCCGCAAGUUGUUUCGUUCUUCAGACAAGCUGGUGGAAGGGGAAGGGGGGAGCGGCCAAGCCAAGUCCGGAGGAUCGCCGGCACGUCGUCUGCUCAGCAGGCACCGCGACAUCGUGACUCCGGCAGAGGCCGGCCCCCUGGAGCCCCCGGCACGCGCAGGACUGUUCAAGAAGAAGCCGGCACCAGGCGCGACUCCCGAGACCUUCACACAGAAAACUGUCCGAACUCGGCGACUCAUGAAAGAGCUGAAAGACAUCCAGAGGAACGAGAGGAAGGAAGAUCCCGUGUUCACAGUAAGCCUUGUGAACGACAACCUGUUCGAGUGGCAUGUUCGGCUCCACCGCAUAGACUCGGAGAGUGAUCUCGCCGCAGAUAUGAGGGAGCAGCACAUCUCACACAUCUUGCUGCACCUUACGUUUCCUGACAACUUCCCCUUCGCACCGCCGUUCAUGCGAGUCAUCUCGCCGCGUAUAGAGAGGGGCUUCGUCAUGGAAGGAGGGGCUAUCUGCAUGGAGCUGCUGACUCCCAGGGGUUGGGCCAGCGCCUACACCGUCGAGGCCAUCAUCAUGCAGUUCGCCGCCAGUAUUGUCAAGGGCCAGGGGAGAAUAGCCAAGAAGUCGAAAAGCAGCAGUAAGGACUUCACACGGCGUUCUGCGGAAGAAUCAUUCCGCAGCUUGGUGAAGACCCACGACAAGUACGGCUGGGUCACACCGCCACUCUCUGACGGAUAAGUCAGCUGACUCCGCAGCUACGUCAGAGUGUCUGAGACUAUUUCAGGUUAAUACUGUACAUGUUACAUCAUGAUCUCUGAGUCUGGGCACUGGCAAGCAUAUUUAUUAAUAUACAUACAUUCUUCUUAUGUUCUGAAUCAUGGAACCAAUUAAAUAAAUUCUAAGUUAAGAUACAAUAUACUCUUGAGUGAAAUUAAAGUGUAGAAAAUAUGGUGACAAGUAAUUUUUGAUAAAGGAUAAUAUCAAAUCCGGGUAUUAGAAAAAGUUCUGUAACAAAUAGUACAUUUUUCAUUAAAUAUUGGCAGUGGUUGUCUGCUAUUGAGAUAACGUAUAAAUUUAAACCUCCAAGAGAUUUAAUAAAAUAACAAUGAUCACUUCCAAAUACAUAUGAUGCUGACUAGAAAAUGGAUUAUAAUCAUUGAUAAUACACUAUACCACAAUUGUUCAAAGGUGGAUCCUAUUAGAAGAUGAAAUGUGUGUUGUAUUUUGACAUAAACGAGCAGGCAGUGAUGUUAGCACUUCAGACCAACUCAUUACAACAUUCUAAAUACAACGUUUCAUUAGUUAAUCUUUAAAAAGAUUUAAUAAUCCACAUAAUUCAAUAUAACUAAUAAUAAAAACAGUUGAAAAUAUAAUAUGUUAAUUUAUUAAAAAUAGAAACAAAUAAUACUCAAUAAUAACAACUUAUGCGGGCUAACAAAAGAUUUUCCUCUGUUUAUAUCUAUCUGUAUUGAGACUAAUACAUUUUUAUAAAACUGUGCCAUUUGGAUGUACCGUGCAGGGUGUCCACUUGUCACAGUGGGGAUGUGGCAUUAGAGUGACAGUGGGCAUUGUGAGGUGAGUUGCAAUGGAUUGAGUUUUGGAGUUUAGCUUUUGUUGCAAAAUCUCAGUGUCUCGUAUUGUGCUUUACCUUAGCGAUAACACAAAAUAUAAUCAUUUUUAAAGCAGAUGCUGGAAACUGAGGAUUUUUCUGCUGGAAACCCUUUCAUAAAACUGUACUAGCAACACUUUACUUGUCAUCAUUCUUUUCUUGUUUAUUUAUUAAAAUGAUGAAAAAUGAGGGGAGUGGACCUCUUACUGUAUUUUAAUUAUUUUUUGUGGCCAAACGUACAUUAUCUGCUACAAGUGAUUAUUUAAUUAGUUGUAUGAUUCUAAAUUAUUUUAUUGUAAUAAAUUUAGUUGAAUUUGCAAGCUAUAUUUACAAUUGUGAAUUGUAUUAACCCUCUCCCGGGCAAACGCCUCGAAACGCCUCGGCAGGGCGCCUGGCUCAAAAGUCCAAACGCCUCCAAUCGCCUCCAACUGCUGUAUCAACGCCCUCUGCUUUGUGCUGCUGUCAUACGGUUGUUUAGGGAACUAAUACUGGAAAUAUCUAUUGGCAGUGUCAUUGUUGCCUUGUUUAUUCAUAGUUUUAUGACUAGGGACGCUAUCUAGGAUUAAUAAUUUGAAACGGUUCAUUGAUUACUUCAUUGACGGUGAUCUAGUUGUUUAGUAGUAAUUCUUUCUGACUUGUGCUGCUAUGUUACGUAAUUUGAUGAACUAUUUGAGACUUUUUAUAACCACUCAUUUACUGAAAUCAUUUUGUUAGUUGUUUUCAGAAUCAAUCAAAACAAGAUUUUUCAUGUAAGUUUGACUUUUUGUUUAAUUUUAAUUUACCUCAUAAGUAUAAUAUUUAAAAAAAAUAAAUACAACAUUAUUAUAGAGGAUUUAAUCAUCUUUGUAACGAUGCACAAUACAUAAUAGUUUCAUUAAAAUAAAGUUCUUAACUUAGUAAAAACGCGAAUAAGUGUCCCCUCGUAUCAGAGCGCCCGAUAUAAUUCAGCCCAGUAGCGCCAAAAGCACGUCGCGGUAUUCGACCGGGAGAGGGUUAACUAACAAUGUAAAAUAAUAAUUUAGUGUUUUGCUUAUAGUGUUCAGAACUACAGAGAACAUGAUACGUAACAUGAGCGUUUAUAGUGUUAAGUAAUUGUGUUUCAUUAUUAUAUUUCCUCUAUACUAUAAGUGUGCCAAACAUUGGUUAUGUCUUUCAGUGCUGUCUUAGCAAACCAGCAAUACGUGUGGUUGUCUCUGUAAUGUAGUCUGGAGUUUGCGGUGUACCAGGCGGUAGAUAGAACAAAACUUCACAGUACUUCCUUAACUUUGUUGUUAUUUGAAAUAUUUUUUGAUCUGGUUUCUUGGCAUCUUAUUCUGAGACAGAUAUUUUAUGUAAAAUGGAGUUAAAUAUAUACAUAUUGUAACCAAAGGAAUAGAUAAGUUUUGACUUAAUUUGUCAUUCGGGUACCUAUAUUUGAAAAUUACCAAGAUGUAUUUUAUGAAUUUUAGAAAAUCAAUAUUCUUUUAUAUUUUAUCCAAACAUUAGUUUUUAGAUUAAAACACAAAAGAUGUCUAAACAGUUUAAAUUUAAUUUUGGGUAAAAAUUAAACAUAAAACUGUGGUAAUUGCCGUUCAAAAGAUCAAAUUUUUUAUAAAACUCACAAUUUACAUAUGAUUUAUAAAUACUUUCAGAGACAACAUUUUCAUUUAGUAUUUAUAAAAAAAUAUAUCUUUUUGUUUAAAUACAAUUAGUCCAAACUUGUUCAUACAGCAUUAAUGAUAAAAUUAGCCAUUAGAUGGUUAAAAUUUCAUAAACCAAAUUUACAUGAAAAUUCUCUUUCAAAAACAAAGAUAUUUUUUGAUUUUGUACAAAAAUGAAAUUAUAACCGUGGAGAACCCUAAAGAUUUGUAAUGUAGAUAUAGUAAAACACAUUAUUGUAUAUAAGGUAAGAAAUUUGUGCCUAAUUUUAGUACUACAUUACAGACGCAAUUAUUUGAAGUUGAUGGUAUCAAGCCUAUUUCUGAUACUUCAAAUUUUGGAUAGCGCCAACUGUGAUUAAAAUUUUUCUUCCAGUUGAUAUUGAUAAAAACUGUACAGCAGUAUAACACACAUAUACCUACUGCUAGGUUGACAUUCAGCAUUUAUAACUUUUUUUUUCCCUUGGGGCGGCCUUCUGCCAUGCACUUAAGCCUCAAGGGCUUUUUGCACACCCCGGAAACACACCAUGAGGCCCACCAGUCUACAAUUUCAGCAGUUCCACAAACCGCCGAAAACAACCUAUCAAGUCCUCCUGGGAAAAUUCACCACCCCUGUCCAAACUACCAAAGAUGGCAUACCGCUCUUGCUAUUGUGGGGCAAUCAAAGAUCAGGUGCUCAGCAGUCUCCUCCUGCUCAUUACACCUUCUACAGAGCGGAUCCUCCUGAAGGAUGCUUAUAACUUUAGAAUUUAAUGGAUUCUUAAUGAAAAUCGUUUUUUGGUUUUUUCAAUAUCUUCAAAUUAAGCAUAUAAUUUUUGCUCAUUUCAAAUUGAGAGUCAUCUUAUUCCUUCGUGAUAAGUUAUGGAGCUGCUGUUUCAGAAUAAGUUUGCUGCGAACUGAGAUCAUACAUCUCAAAUAAUAAACAAGUGGAGGUAAAUGUAAGUCACUUGUCAGCUACCUUGCGUAGUACAUCAGCAGAACGUUGAGGUACAUAAGGAAGAUGAAAGAAGUAGUAUUUAUUGAAUCUGAGUUGGGGUGCAAUGUUUUUCUGAACAAUAUAGGCUGCUCUCUCCUUAAAAGCGGAUGAAAAGAUGCACAACUCUUCAGACUCUCCUGUCUGCCAAAACGUUUCUGCAUUGCGAAAAAUUGGGUUGCAUUUCAAUGACAAACAAACAUCAAUAUAUUGUAUGUUAAGCUAGGUUAUCCACCUGAGAUGUCCAUUAUUGUUGGUAGUAUAGGUUAGGCUUUCAGACGUUUGUCCAUUUUCUAGUAAAUAAAACAUUUUUUUAAUAUUUACUUAAGCGUAUAUUAUAAAUGUGAUAUGUAAACGUUUGAAACCAAGAGUGUUAAACCUAGUUGAAACGGGGUUUCAUGCUUAGUUGUUUACUGUUUAAACGUUAUUUAAAUUAAAUUCAUGAUUUUUAUUUUAAACUUGUAGAUUAUAGGUUUUUUUUAGUUGCAGUUACUAUACGUUAAUUUGAUAAACCUACCUAUGUAAUGGUGCAAGUUGAUUUUCUAUGUUUGUUCAAACAAAGGAAAAAGAAACAACUGAUGUUUUUUCUAUAAAUACAUCUGAAUUCAAACUUGAUACAUUUUGUAAGACAAAUUACAUUCUUGGAAAAAGUAUGAAAAUACUUGAUUACUGCUUAUAUUUAUUACAUCCAUUAAUAUUAUUUAUCACGUAAAUUUAUUAUGUUGUUCGUAACAUCAUUACGAAUUUUGUAUUUAAGUAGACAAUUUCAUUUUAGUUGUAGGAUUAAGUGAAAAAUGUAUUGAACCUUAUAAAACAUCAAAUAAGCCUGUUGCAAAUAAUAUGAGACACUAGGAGUCCAUUUACUACAUUCCUUUUUACAUUUUUGUACUUUACAAAUUUUUAUAAUCUUUAAAGAUUGUCGUCCGGGGUUCUCUUCCGCCCCUCGCUCAAUACUCAGCCGAGCAGUGUGAUAUUGUUUACUGUAGCAACAUACAAGUAGCUUUAGCCGUACCGUACAAUAUGUUAAUGGUAUUUGUAUUUCAAUAUUACAAAUUUGUGUCCUAAUGGGGAAGAGAUGUACAGCGAGAAAUUUUAAUUUUAUAAUGGAUAAUUUAUGUUUGUUCAGAAAAUAUGAUAAGUUGUCUGUCAUUUGAUGCUGUAUUAUCUCUCAAAUGAUAACAGCAUGUAUUACUACACGUCCAUUAUUGCAUCACCUUUAUAGAUGUGAGUUUUGAUUAUCCAGAAUCUGAACCGUCAAAUUGAUUUCAAUAAGUCACAGCGAGAAGUUGAAAAGGUACAGUUUCAAUGUGUAAUAUACUUACUAUUGCUUUGAUCAAAUGUUCAGGAAGUUUUACCACUUUACUUCUGCCUCAUAUAAUUUUAACAAUUUGUGUAAAAAAUUAUUGAGCGUAGUGAACACAAAAAAUCAAAAAGGAUAAAAAACAUAAACCCAACUUAUUUAAUAACUUGAAGUGUUAAAUAUAGAUAAUAAAUGGUUUUGCUGUUAUAAAAAUUAAAAUGACAAUAGUUUUAUAAAAUGUUACUCGUUGUGUCUGAUAGAUUAGGUAAGUGUCCAGCAGACUUGAAUGUAUGCCGUUCAUGUUCAUGUAUUCUCAAUUUUUUUAAAUGUAUUCACAUGUAAUCUGCAGUUGCAACUUCAAUAUUCUUUUGUAAUAUUAAAGUGUUUAUAAAUGUUACCAAAAAUAAAAUACAUGCAAAGCGA
Molecule: messenger RNA, 6140 nt
Organism: Homalodisca vitripennis (glassy-winged sharpshooter)
Lineage: Eukaryota; Metazoa; Arthropoda; Insecta; Hemiptera; Cicadellidae
Product: ubiquitin-conjugating enzyme E2Q-like protein 1
Exons: 5
Coding region: 169-936 (255 amino acids)
Source: RefSeq, a predicted model, not a curated record